CAUGUCCAAAAUACUGAAAUGUGCUGGAAACGAAGACAUCAUAACUCUCAGAGCUGAAGACAAUGCGGACACAUUGGCUCUAGUGUUUGAAGCACCAAAUCAGGAAAAAGUGUCUGAUUACGAGAUGAAGUUAAUGGAUCUCGAUGUGGAGCAGCUUGGAAUUCCAGAACAAGAAUAUAGUUGUGUGGUGAAAAUGCCCUCUGCUGAAUUCGCACGCAUCUGUAGAGAUCUCAGCCACAUUGGCGAUGCGGUCGUCAUCUCCUGUGCAAAAGACGGUGUGAAAUUUUCAGCUAAUGGAGAGCUGGGAAAUGGAAACAUCAAGCUGUCGCAGACCAGUAACGUGGAUAAAGAGGAGGAAGCUGUUACAAUAGAGAUGAACGAGCCCGUCCAAUUGACCUUUGCCCUGAGGUACCUGAACUUUUUUACCAAAGCCACCCCCCUGUCCCCUACAGUAACACUCAGCAUGUCUGCAGAUGUUCCUCUGGUUGUGGAGUACAAGAUUGCUGAUAUGGGACACUUAAAAUACUACCUGGCUCCAAAGAUUGAAGACCAGCAAGAAGGCUCUUAAUUGGACUUGAGGGGGAGGUGUGGUCAGCUCCUCGG
Messenger RNA from Eurypyga helias (sunbittern), 603 nucleotides. RefSeq names its product proliferating cell nuclear antigen (gene PCNA). Gene Ontology annotation, biological process: leading strand elongation; translesion synthesis; mismatch repair. Gene Ontology annotation, molecular function: DNA polymerase processivity factor activity; DNA binding. The annotation marks the transcript as partial. Lineage: Eukaryota; Metazoa; Chordata; Aves; Eurypygiformes; Eurypygidae. The record is from RefSeq and is a predicted model, not a curated record. Gene Ontology annotation, cellular component: PCNA complex. The transcript is spliced from 5 exons.